Molecule: messenger RNA, 864 nt
Organism: Asparagus officinalis (garden asparagus)
Lineage: Eukaryota; Viridiplantae; Streptophyta; Magnoliopsida; Asparagales; Asparagaceae
Exons: 1
Coding region: 1-864 (287 amino acids)
Source: RefSeq, a predicted model, not a curated record
AUGUCUAGCUCAUCUAGCUCUAGCGAUGAUGAAAUGAUAGAGACGUUCUUUCUUAUGGGAGCUGCUGUCGUUAAGGAAGAAGAACAAGAGAAAUGUUCAACUUCAGUUCAACACAAACGACGUAUCGUGCUCCAUCGAAACCGACUGGAAGGCCACAAUCGGUUAUUCCAAGAUUAUUUUGCUGACGCACUAACCUAUCCUCUUUAUUAUUUUCGUCAAAGGUUCAGAAUGAGGCGAUUGUUAUUCCUUCGAAUCCACGACGCAGUCGUCGAACAUGACAAGUACUUCGUCCAAAAGAGGAAUGGUGCUGGACAGUUAGGACUAUCUAGUCUUCAAAAGAUUACUGCAGCUAUGCGGAUGCUCGCAUAUGGAGCAUCCGCUGACUCCGUUGACGACUACGUUCGGAUCGGUAAAAGUACGUCGCUUGAGAGCGUGAAGAGGUUCGUUCGAUCGAUUAUCAACAUCUUUGGAGAGGAAUACCUUCGUGCACCGACUAAUGAAGACGUUGCACGCCUGCUCGAGGAAGGCUCACAACGAGGUUUUCCUGGUAUGCUUGGGAGCAUUGACUGCAUGCACUUGACUUGGAAGAACUAUCCAACUGCCUGGCAAGGUAUGUAUACUGGACAUUUUCAUGAACCUACAAUUAUUUUGGAGGCCGUAGCUAGCAAAGAUCUUUGGAUAUGGCAUGCCUUCUUUGGACUGCCGGGGUCUCACAAUGCCUUAAUGUUCUACAUCAUUCACCGGUUUUCGCACAACUUGCGGAGGGAAGAGCUUCACCGUGCAACUAUACUGUCAAUGGCCACGAGUAUAAUAUGGGAUACUAUCUCGCCGACGGGAUUUACCCAGAGUGGUCCACAGUGCUGA